AUGGAGCGGAGCACAGAAGGAAGGACAGUGAGGGAAGAGAGGAUGGAGGAAUGGAAUAAACAGCCCCAGACAAGGAAUGGGAACCACAAGACCAGACAUGAAACCCCUGCCCCAGCAUCUGUGUGGAAGAGGCACAGGAGAAAGAACGAAAGCAGGACCACACAGGUGGAGGCCCCAAUAGUUGGAGGACACAUGAAAGUAGAUCCCCAUGGAGCAGCAGUGAUCUCAUCAUUAGAAAGUGAAAUUAAAGGAGUUCUCGGUCAGCCUGUUAUUCUACCAUGCCGGUACAGCAUUGAAGUUUAUGGACAAACUGAAAUGUGCUGGGGACGAGGAAGAUGCCCAUCGUAUGGUGGCUGCAACAUGAAAGUACUCCAGACAGAUGGCUUGCAUGUCGUCUUUAACAAAGCAAAGUAUAAAUUAAAGCACAAAAUACAGAGUGGUGAUGUGUCUUUAAUUAUUGAUGAGAUAAGUCAGGAAGACAAUGGGGAAUACUGUUGUCGAGUGACGAUUCCAGGACUGUUUAAUGACCAAAUAAUUAAUAUCAACCUAGUGAUUAUAAGUGGUUCCACUGAAUUUCUGUCUGUUACUCCAGAAAUCAAGACUACUGGAUUGCUAAAAUUGAAUUCCUCUUCCUCUGUAGUACCAACCAGUUUUGCACUUAUUACUGUGAGUGCAGACCAGCUAAUGUUUCAGGACUAUGUUCUUUCCAUUUUGUUGGUUGUAGCAGUAAUACUUAUGAAGACAUUCUGCAUUUUUAUUACAGCUCUUGUUUUCAGUUAUUCAGUCAUUUCACUGAAUUAGAAAGUCUCUGCAGUAAUGUGCAUCUUCACAUGAAUAAUAUGUGUCCUGGACUCCAGUGCUUUGUUUGUAUCAGACAUCACUUUUAAACAUUUGCCAUAAUUGCAGGGUGAUAAAGCUAAUGACAUCCAGAGGAAUUAUUUUGGCGUGCUUCAAUCUGGCUACAGUAAAUAUUUUCUCACAGAUAAUUUUUCAGCUACCCUUACAGUAGCCUUAACACGCUAUCAGAAUUUACAAAAUAAAAGUUUUCUAAUGAUUAUAAACAACA
This is a messenger RNA of Protopterus annectens (West African lungfish), 1066 nucleotides long. Its product is annotated as T-cell immunoglobulin and mucin domain-containing protein 4-like. The transcript has 6 exons. The coding region runs from base 1 to 801 and encodes 266 amino acids. The record is from RefSeq and is a predicted model, not a curated record. Lineage: Eukaryota; Metazoa; Chordata; Ceratodontiformes; Protopteridae.